AUGGCACCUCACGCUAUCAAGGCUAGUCCAACACCAAGUGUUGCCCCUAGUUUGGCUUCAAAUAACGGAAUUAGUAACCCAUUUGGAACUGCCGCAGACCCCAAUGCUUUAAAGGGUACAUCUUACACCUCGGCUUCUACUAUUGUCGCUCAGGCAGUGUACUCCAUUCUGUCCAAGAUCUUCUCUUACGAGACUCCAGGCACUUCAGGUUUAUUGGACUCUAAUUUAGAGCUUUGGUCGCAGGAAUAUAACCGUCCAAACUCGUUUGGUGUUGUUCCUUACUUUCACCAAUUCCAGGUCAGAUCUGGUGCAUCUAAUGCCAUCUUGGGUUACUUAGGUAAGAACGGUACUAAUGGCCAACCAGUCCUGACUUUAGCUGGUGCAGGCGCUUUAGGCUACAUGCAACCAAUCUUGGCCUCAACUACUGCUACCCUCCCGUUGUCUUUCAAUGUAUCUGCUAUUGAUUACGAUUCAGCUAGUCAAAGCUUGGUCUCAAACUACGCUACCCCAUUAAGUGUCGCAAGAUCUUUGAACUACCCAGUUUUGACCCCAGUUGACUCAAACAAUGGUUUGGAGAUCCAACACCUUACCGUUUUGAACCACUAUUUGGCUGCUUUGACAGGAAGACCUUCUUUCAAUCUCUUCGAUGGACCUGAAUUCUCCCAAACUUUUGUUAAAUUCCAGAACUUGUUGAGUGUCGAAGAAUUGGGCAGAUUGUACCAAGAUUUGUUGUCUUCCACUAAUCAAGUCAACCCUUCAUCCCCUGAUGAAGCCGUUGAAAUUGCCCUUUGUAACUUGAACAACUUGGUGGGAACUCACUACUCGCAAUUCGAAUUUAUUGGUCCAUCCGACGCUGAGACUGUUUUCGUCAUCUACGGAUCUCAUGAAACCACCCAAGUUUCCCAAGUGAUCUCUAAGUUGGGUGCAGACUCCAAGGUUGGUUUAAUUAAGAUCCGUGUUCCUUUACCGUUCAACACAGAAAAGUUCAUUUCCACUUUACCUCAAUCAACUAAGAAAUUGGUUGUCUUGGGUCAAGGUAAUUCUAGCUCUUCUGCUUCUUCUUUGAAGGCAGACGUAACCGCAGCUUUGUUUUUGGGUGGCCGUUAUCAUUCCCUCGUUGUCAGUGAUUUUUCUUAUCCUGCAACCUUUGUAUGGACCCCAAUUACCAUUGUCAAGAUUUUACUGGAAUUCUUACCUGAAUUGAACCCUCAAUCGGUUCUUCAAAGAAGUAAUGCUGUCAACGUGAAUGUCAAUGCCAACUCAUCUCCUGAAGGUAAUUUCUUGAUUUGGGGUAGAGAUAAUGGAUUUUUAUUGGAAACUGCUAAGAAGUUGGCUCUUUCCUUAUCUUUAGACUCUUCCAAGUACGUUAGUAUUAGAAACAAGUACGAUAACUCAAGUGCCGGUGGAUUGUUCCAAUCGUCGAUUGUUUCCACUAAGGAUUCUAACGUUGCUGCUCCAAUCGAUUCCGCAGAUGUGAUUAUUAUUGAAGACGCUAAGUUGUUAGAAUCUUACGAUGUCCUUGCUACCUCAAGACCUGGUCAUACCGUUUUACUUGCUUCCAGCAAGCCAAUUAAGACUUCUCUUCAAGAAGAUAUCAUUGAUAAAUUACCUGUCGACUUCAAGCGUGCUUUAGCUAGAAAUCAAAACAAAUUGAAAAUCAUUGACCUUUCCAUUAUUGAAGAAUUGGAUCAAUUAGAUGACUCCACCAAGGGAUUCUCCGGUGACUUCUUAGUUCAAAUUGCAUUCUGGAACGCUGCCUUACCUGAAUUGGAUGGAUUUGUGGUCAACAAGUUGUUGCAAGCCAAUGGUAACGGGUUUGAAUUGUUAGGUGCUGUCUUGGAUAAAUUUAUUAAUUCAGUUAAAGAAAAGCAAGGUAUUAAAGACGUUGAAGUCUUACCUGAAUGGGUUGAUUUGGAAGAUAAGAUUGAAGAAGUUAAAGAUGGGGAAGAUAAGGAAGAAGCUGAUGAAGUCGAGGAAGUUGAGGAACUUCCAUUCUUCCCAUUGGAAACUUCUUUCUUACCUAACCCACGUAACAUCAAGAUCGAAAAUGAAGAUGCCAGUCAAACUGGUCACGUUAGUUUGGCUACCAAACUUACUUUCCCAGAAGCCUAUGGUGUCUCUAAGGAAUUAAGACCAGACCUUCCUGUGAAGAACUUUGUCGUCAAGGUUCAAGAAAACAGAAGAUUGACUCCAGCUGAAUAUUCUAGAAAUAUUUUCCAUAUUGAGUUCGAUACUACUGGAACUGGUUUAACUUAUGAUAUUGGUGAAGCCUUGGGAAUCCAUGGUGUUAACAACUCUGAAGAAGUUGAAUCUUUCUUGAAAUUUUACGGUGUUGACGGUAAUUCAUUAAUUGAAGUCGCCAACAAGGAAGACGAUUCUAUUGUUGAAACAAGAUCUGCAAGACAAGUCUUGUCUGAAGGAUUGGACUUUUUAGGUAAACCACCAAAGAGAUUCUACGAAUCUUUGGCACCUUUUGCUACUGAAGAUAAAGAAAGAGAACAUUUAGAAAAAUUGGCUGAUGCCAGUGGUGCUGAAGAAUUGAAGAAGAGGCAAGAUGUUGAUUUCUGUACCUAUGUUGACAUUUUAGAAGAAUUUAAGUCAGCUAGACCUUCGUUUGCUGAAUUGGUAAAGAUCAUUGCUCCAUUGAAGAGAAGAGAAUAUUCUAUUGCUUCUUCCCAAAAAAUUCACCAGAAUGCUGUCCACCUUUUAAUUGUUGUUGUUGAUUGGGUUGACCCUAAGGGCAGAACGAGAUACGGACACUGUUCUAAGUAUCUUUCAGAUUUAAAGAUUGGUGAUGAGUUGGUUGUUUCUGUUAAGCCAUCCGUUAUGAAGUUACCUCCAUUACUGACACAACCAAUUAUUAUGUCUGGUUUGGGUACUGGAUUAGCACCAUUCAAAGCUUUCAUUGAAGAAAAGAUUUGGCAAAAGCAACAAGGUAUGGAGAUUGGUGAAAUUUAUUUAUUCAUGGGUUCUAGACACAAGAAGGAAGAAUACUUGUACGGUGAAUUAUGGGAAGCUUACAAGGAUGCUGGUAUCUUGACCCACAUUGGUGCGGCCUUCUCAAGAGAUCAACCUGAGAAGAUUUACAUUCAAGACAAGAUAAGAGGGGAAAUUGAAACUUUGACUGACGCCGUCGUUAAGAAGGAAGGAAGUUUCUACUUGUGUGGUCCAACAUGGCCAGUUCCAGAUAUCACUGCUUGUUUGGAAGAUAUCUUAUUGAAUGGUGCCAAGCGUGCUGGUGAAGUAAUCAAGGAUGUCUCUAAAGAAGUUGAGGAUAUGAAGGAAGAAGGUAGGUACAUUCUUGAAGUUUAUUAG
Molecule: messenger RNA, 3315 nt
Organism: Dujonia railenensis
Lineage: Eukaryota; Fungi; Ascomycota; Pichiomycetes; Serinales; Debaryomycetaceae
Source: the annotation of a GenBank genome assembly